Messenger RNA from Saprolegnia diclina VS20, 3069 nucleotides. RefSeq names its product TKL protein kinase. Gene Ontology annotation, biological process: protein phosphorylation. The record is from RefSeq and is a predicted model, not a curated record. The transcript is spliced from 22 exons. Bases 1 to 2937 code for a protein of 978 amino acids. Gene Ontology annotation, molecular function: ATP binding; protein binding; protein kinase activity. Lineage: Eukaryota; Oomycota; Saprolegniomycetes; Saprolegniales; Saprolegniaceae.
AUGACAAAGUCAAAGGAGGAGGAGCUCUACACAGCUGCAGAAGAAGGUCGACUGGGCGACGUGAAGCGGCUCGUGGAGAAGGAAGGCGUCAAUCCCAACGGCAAGGACGGCGCACCCUUGGGCGUCGCGGCUUGGUUUGGCCAAGCCAAAGUUGUCUGCUACUUGCUCACAAAGGGCGCUUCGACCGAAGGGCACUGCAAUGAUGGCCUCUACACGCCGCUGCUAGAAUCUGCAAAGCACAACCGACUUGAGGUCGCGCGCCUCCUACUGGAUGCCGACGCCGAUCCCGGGGCCAGAAACAUCUACAAGGAAACCGCGCUCGAUGUGGCAAUCAAGUACCGACAUGAUGACGUGGCGCAGCUCUUGCGCGACCAUCCGCAACGCAAGAUCACCAAAGCCAAGCUUCUUGCAGCGCUGCACGAAAGAUGCUUCUCGGACGCCAUCACCCUCAUCAAGUCAACCACGGUUGACGUGAAUCUGCGGGAUGGCAACUUCGUCCCACUGCUGCAGUUGGUGGUCGACACGGGGGACAUGGCGCUCCUACAAACCCUCCUGUCCAAGCCGAGCCUCGACGUCAACGCCACCGACAAGGAAGAGCAAACCGCGCUUACGCGUGCGAUCGCCAAGAACAACAUAGCUGCAGUCGUUGCCCUUGUCCAAGCCAACGCCAGAGGGACCUUGAUGGGCGAAGAGGGCUGGACUGUUCAAAUGUACCAUUUUGGACUGCUACUGCUCCAAGCCGCGUCGACCAACAACGCUGGCAAUCUCGAAGUGCUUCUUCGCGCUGGUGCUCGUCCGUCCACCGUCAACGAGGACGGAGCGACCGCACUGCACGUGGCUGCUGCCAACGGUCACGACGACAUCGUCACGCUGCUUUUGGCAACGGACCCGUCCCUCUCUUGUCGCAGCGACCAGAGCGGCAAUUUGCCGCUGCAUCUCGCAGCGGCGAAGGGACAUAUGUUCAUUGUGGAAAAGCUGGUCCAGCAUGCGCCUGUCAAAAGCCUCAGUUGGACCAACAGCGGCGGCUGCACCCCCCUUUCCGUCGCCAUCAAGUGCGCCCACGCGCCCCUUGUCUCGCUUUUGAUUCAAUCCGGAACGUCACUGGACUCCACCACCAAUAGCGGGUGGACGCUGCUCCACGAGGCUGCGGCGACAGGAGGCCUCGCCAUGGUCAAGAUGCUACUCUCGACCACGCUCAACAUGUUUGCCAAAACGACGGCGGGCGAGACGCCGCUCCAGAUCGCUACGGACAAGCAGCGCGGCGACGCCAUUGUUCAAGCCUUCAAGGAUGCCGAAGCCGCCGAGACCCUCCGCUUCUUGGACGCCGUUCAGAGUGGUGACGCCGACCGUGUCGAUGUGUAUCUGAGAAAGGGCGUCGGCGUCAACACAACAGACGCGAAUGGCCGCACGGCGCUGCACGUGGCUGUGGCAAGAGACCAUGCUAGUGUCGUCGACCGACUCGUGCGCGCAGGAGCGACGAUCGUUGUCCAUGAUGCGAACGGGACGUCGCCACUGCUCUUGUCUGCUCGCCAAGGUCAUGUAGCGAGUGCCCAUGUGCUUGUGCAGGCGCUGUCGCUCGAAGCACUGGCGUCUUCUGUCCGCUGGAGCUACGCCGAGGCCAUGGACAAGGGCCACACCGAGGUCGCCGAGAUGUUGCUUCCGCACCUGCCACCGAGCGUCGUGGAUCCCUAUCCGGAGGCCGCCCCUGCGACUGACGAGGACACCAGCCGCCGAGAUGCGCUGCUCGCCAUCUUUCGUACCGCCUUGGACGGCGCCGGUUCGGACGCCAUGAACCAGACGUUGGUGCAAGCCGUCUUGGCCGGCCACGCCGACGCUGUGCAGUGCCUCUUGGCGAUGGGCGCCGACCCGGCGACGAUGCGACCGGAGCAACACGGGUGGACGCUUCUGGCACUUGCGAUCAAGCAAGCCAACGACGCUGUCGCACAAGUGCUCUACCCUCAUCUGUACCCAGAGCCAACUGCGGCCAUCGCCACCGAGCUCGUCGUCGAGCGGGAAAUCUUUGGUGGCACCGGUGUCACAGUCAAUCUGGGCUCGUACGGCGACAAGGCCGUGGUCAUGAAAGGGCCCAAGCUCCCCAACCCGCGCCUGGUCAAGAGCUUUAUGCAAGAAGUCGACACGAUGCGCACGUGCACGUCGCCGUACCUCCAGCCGCUGCUCGCGGUCCUCGACAAUGGCUCACAAAAGCCGCACGUUGUCCGGCCGCGGACUCUUUUGUACAGCCCGACGAUGGUCAUGGAGUACAUGGAGCUUGGAGAUUUGCACAACUACCUCCAGCUCAAGCAAUUUGGGGUGCCCGUGGAGAUGGAGCUCUCGACGAUCGAGGUCGCGCUGGUGUUGGCGCUGGCGCUGGCCGAUCUCCAUCGUUGCAACGUGGUCCACCGCGACGUCAAGAGCCUCAACAUCUUUCUUUCGAAAACGUACUACGUCCGCCUCGGUGACCUUGGCUCAGCGCGGACGCUCGAUGGUGAUACCUUUACGUCCAACGUCGGCACCAAGUUUUGGAUGGCGCCCGAGGUGCUCCGGGUGCCAGAUCUUGAAGGGCAAGGCCGCGUGUACACGACGGCCGCCGACAUUUACUCGUUUGGCGUCGUCUUGACCGAGCUCGAUACGCUCUGUGAGCCGUACUCGGAUCUCGUUGAUCGCAACAGCAUUGAAGCCAAGGUCCGCACUGGGCUGCUGCGUCCGAAUAUGAGCCCGACGUGCCCGCGCUGGCUCCAGGACCUCGCGGACAAGUGUCUGGCGUUCGAUCCGACGGAGCGCCCGACAGCGGCGGCCAUCGUCAAGGAGCUCUUGCUGCGCCGCAACGACGGCGACGACGCGCCGACGACCGUCCUUAUGAACAAGAAGGCAGCAACCAGCGCUGUGGGUCUGCCGACGAUAUCCGAAUGCGGUACAAACAGCAACGAGAUCGCGUAAGGCGUUGUCGACCAUAUUGGGCAUUGGAGUCUGUAGUUUGUCAGAGGCUCAACCACUCGAUUUUGCAUUGUUAAACCAUUUCCCGUUGGGGGUUGUGUGCCGUAGCGUUCCCGACGCUGUCGAGCACCGGGG